AUGACAUCAUCUCCAUCGCAGUUUGCCAAUACAAACAAAUUUCAAGUUAUACCAACUUCUACAACAUUGUUUCUUACUCAACCACUCAGUAACAAUGUUGCUAUCAAUAACAUGGGUAACAUAACACAGAAUAUUCGUCCAACUCCUUCGCAAAAUGGAACCAUUCUUUCACAACCAAUGACAAGUGGAAUAAUGACUACACCGACCAAUUUCGUUCGUGUUAAUCAGUCACAACCUAUGCAAACUCAACAGCAGCAAGGUCAAUUUACCACACAAACAGUAUGGACAAAUAAUCUAUCACAAUCCUCGCAACCUCAAUUUACGAUACAAAAACAACCACAACAACCGUCUGUUCUCCAGUAUACUACCGUUAAAACUGAGCCAGGUACGCCAGGUGGAAAUCAAUCACAGUCUAAUGUAAUUCCCGCGAAAGUUAUAACACAAUCGGUUGUUCGUCAAACAGUAGGAACACCACAGACGGGAGCAACAUCCCAUACCUAUACAGAAUCUCAGAUAAAUGAUUUUGUUUCGAAAUGUCGAACAUUCCUAACUACUCUACUUCGCUUAGCUGAAAAGCAAGCUCCAGAGAAACUACCGAUGGUUCGAUCUUGUAUUCAACAACUUUUGGAUGGAACUAUUGAUCCGGAAUCUUUUACUCAACAAUUGCAUACACUCUAUAAGUCUCAACCACAUGUAUCACUCGUCCCAUUUUUCAAGUUAGCGCUGCCUCACAUGCGUCAAAUUGUAAAAAAUACAUUUGGAGUUCCAAUAACAAUUGAACUAUUGGAAAAGCUUCAAUUACCAUCUAGUAAUAGCAAUAAUAAUGCCAACAAUACGAUAGGUAUGACACAGGUGUCAAAUGCAAAUAUUAUUAGUCAACACCAACAGCAACAACAACAACAAUCAACACAAUUUAUUCAACAGCCGUUGUAUACCACUGUCCAACCCCAACAAAAGAUCAAUAUUUUGCAACAAACUCCUCAACAAACCCUGAUUGGUUCUACAGCGUCUUUGCUUAGCCAACAACAACAGCAGCAGCAGCAAGCACGAGCACAAAUUAGCAUCACUGGUUUUCGUCCAUUGGUUACAUCGUUGUCUCCAUCCGGAAAUACAAAUCUUCUUAGCGGACAACAGCAAUCACAACAAGUUCAGCCAGUGACACAGAUGAUCAUUCAACCAUCUGAUUCCUUAUUACAACGAUCCAUUCUCUCAACAACUACAGCUACAUUGCAACAACCGCAAAUCAUUGCUGUGAACCAUCAGCCGAUUAAAACAGAAACAAUACAAACUCCACCGCCUUCCCUUAUAUCUGCUAUUCAACAAAAACCAAUAAUUAAAACUGAAGACGAACCAUUAGAUGAUGGUAGUAAUCAAGCAAUGAUGAGCACGCGCCAUUUACAGCACGAUGACCGACUAAUACCGUCUCUUAUUUUACAUCGACGUUUAAAAGAUUUAGUCGACAAAGAUAAACGAUUUACAGGAAUGACAAUGGCAAAUGAUGCUGCUUUUCUUCUAAUAUCCAAUGCUGCUCAAGAAAGAUUGAAAUAUUUGUUGGAGCAAAUGAAGCUAGUCGCACAACAUCGAAUUGAUAUGUCUAUGAAGAAUGAUUCUGCGUAUCAACAAACAAGUGAUGUCAAAGGACAGAUGCGAUUUCUCGAAGACAUAGAUAAAAUAGAAAAGCAGAAAAAGGACAAGAUCGAACAAGAAAAGAUCUUUCGUGCUGCCAAAAGUCGUUCCAAAACCAACGAUCCUGAAGCAGCUAAACUAAAACAAAAAGCGAAAGAAAUGCAACAAGCUCAAGUCGAAGAACAACGGCAAAAGGAAGCCAACGAAACCGCUCUAGCUGCUAUCGGUAAACCGAAAAAGCGUAAACUCGAAGAAAGUACAAAUCAUCACCAUCCGAAUGUCAUGUCUACGAAUGGACCUGAACAAAUAUCUCCUAUUCAACCAUCGCCCUCGUCAAAUGUUACGACGUCAACAAAUGUAAAUAGUAAAUCAAAAACAACCAAGCGUAUUUGUCGAGCAAAUCUUCGUGAUUUAUUACUAAUAAUGGAAAGAGAUAAAUAUCUUAAACGCACAACUCUUCUCGUCAAAGCUCUUAACAAAUAA
Molecule: messenger RNA, 2109 nt
Organism: Adineta ricciae
Lineage: Eukaryota; Metazoa; Rotifera; Eurotatoria; Adinetida; Adinetidae
Source: the annotation of a GenBank genome assembly